UUCUCUCUCUAAAAAAAUGUCGAUUUCUCCAGAAAACGAGCACCCUCAAAAGGUUGUGGGUUGGGCUGCAAGGGAUGCCUCUGGUGUUCUAUCUCCCUUCAACUUCUCUCGCAGGGCAAACGGAGAGGAAGAUGUAACAAUGAAGAUUGUGUACUGUGGGAUUUGCCAUUCUGAUCUUCACUUCAUUAGAAACGAUUGGGGAAACACUAUCUAUCCAAUCGUGCCAGGGCAUGAGAUAGCGGGGAUUGUAACAGAGGUCGGAAGCAAUGUGAAGGAGUUCAAGGUGGGUGACAAGGUCGGGGUUGGGUGCAUGGUUGGGGCAUGCCAUACUUGCGAGCCUUGCGAGAAAAGCCUUGAAAAUCAAUGCCCCAAAAUGAUUUUAACCUAUAACUCAAUCGACUAUGACAGCACUAUGACCUAUGGUGGCUAUUCAGACAAGUUAGUUGUUCACAAGCGCUAUGUUAUUCGCUUGCCUGAAAACCUACCGCUCGAUGCUGCUGCUCCUUUGCUAUGUGCAGGGAUCACUGUGUAUAGCCCCAUGAAAUAUUUUGGCCUCGCAGAGCCUGGUAAGCAUCUUGGGAUUGUAGGACUUGGUGGACUUGGUCAUGUUGCUGUAAAGUUUGCCAAGGCAUUUGGGGUCAAAAUUACAGUCAUUAGUUCAUCGCCUAGCAAGGAGAAAGAGGCCAUUGACAUGCUUGGUGCUGAUAAGUUUCUCGUGAGCCAUGAUCCAGAGCAAAUGCAGGCUGCUAUGGGUACCAUGGAUUAUAUCCUCGACACGGUUUCUGCUGAGCACCCAUUGGUACCAUUGCUCUCUUUACUCAAGACCAACGGAAAGCUGAUUAUGGUGGGGCUGCCUGAAAAGCCCUUGGAACUUCCCGCUUUCCCUUUAAUUCUUGGGAGGAAGGUUAUAGGAGGAAGCUUGAUCGGUGGGAUGAAAGAGACGCAAGAGAUGAUCGAUUUUGCCGGCAAACACAACAUCACUGCUGAUAUUGAGCUUAUAAAGAUAGACUAUGUGAACACUGCCAUGGAGAGGUUGGCAAAAGCUGAUGUGAGAUUUCGCUUUGUGAUAGAUGUGGCCAACUCCUUGUCAGCUUAA
Messenger RNA from Amborella trichopoda, 1096 nucleotides. Its product is annotated as putative mannitol dehydrogenase. Gene Ontology annotation, molecular function: oxidoreductase activity, acting on the CH-OH group of donors, NAD or NADP as acceptor; zinc ion binding. The record is from RefSeq and is a predicted model, not a curated record. NCBI's taxonomy places the organism in Eukaryota, Viridiplantae, Streptophyta, Magnoliopsida, Amborellales, Amborellaceae.